CAAGCGCUGGCCGCCCUUAGACAGAGGAUGAAAAAAGCCGCGAGUAAUUCAGCCACUCCUCUUCCUGAGAGAGUGAAAGUAGCUCCGUUCAGGAAAACUAUCAGAAGAAGGAAAACAGUGAUGGCAGAUUAUCAGGAGUUAUUCGACUGCUCCAUCUGUUUGCAGCAGCUCAAGGACCCGGUGACGACCGCCUGCGGACACAGCUACUGCAUGAGCUGCAUCAACAGCUUCUGGGACCAGGACGCUGGGCAGAAAGGGGUGUACAGCUGCCCCCAGUGCAGGCAGGCUUUCCGCCCCAGGCCCGCCCUGAAGAGGAACACGCUGGUGGCCAGCCUGCUGGAGAAACGCCAGGCGCCGGGCGGUGAGGAGCGGUCAGGAGGUGCGGCGGCGCACUCACCGGCCGCGCCUGGAGAGGUGGACUGCGACGCCUGCACAGGCACAAAGAGGAAAGCUGCCAUGUUCUGCCUGGUGUGCAUGGCCGCCUACUGCGAAACCCACCUGAGCCCGCACUUUGAGGUGCCUCCUCUGAGGAAGCACAGGCUGGUCCAGGCCUCCCAGGCGGUGCAGGAGAGCAUCUGCUGCCGACACGACAAACUUCUGGAGCUCUACUGCCGCACCGACCGCCAGUGCAUCUGCCUGCUGUGUGCGGUGGGGGAGCACAAGGGCCACGACACUGUCUCAGCUGCAGCGGAGAAGACCGAGAAGAAGAGAGAGCUGGAAGCAGCCAAGCAGCAAAGUGUGGACAGGAUGCACAUUUCAGAGCAGAGAGUGAAGGAGCUGAACCAGGCUGCAGACUCUGUAAGGGCUGCAGCAUGGGAGACAGUGGAUCACUUUGAGCGGGUGUGUAUGGAACACAUCCGGUUGUACAUCUGGGCCAUCGAGAGAAAGUGCGCCGAGAUGAGGGCCAAAGUUGGUGAGACGGAGAAAGCUGCCGUGGACUGUGCCAGCGGUCUGCUCGGGCAACUGCAGCGUGAAGCGUCUGAGCUGAGGAGGAGACAGGCUGAACUCAACCAGCUGUCGCUCCUGGACGAUCCCGUUCAGUUUCUUAAGCGUUUGCAGGCCCUCGAUGAGCUCCCCGAAUCCUCAGCCUCACCCAGAAGCCUUGAAACAGCGACGAAAUUCAUCACUGCACAGAAGUCCAAACUGGAAAAGAUGCGGAAAGAAGAAGAGGAUAAAAUACUGAAGGUUCAGACGGACAACCUAUUGUUAAGGUUUCCCAACCUGCAAGAGAGCACAGCAGCAACAACAACAUCCAGGCGAUAUCUUUUGGAUAUACAUAAAAACUACAAACUGGAGGUGGAUCCCAACACAGUGGCUGCAUGUCUUCAUUUGUCUGACAAUAACAGAGUGAUAUCAUGGGGCAACAGUGACCAGGCUCACCCCACCCACCCUGACAGGUUCACCUUCUACCACCAGGCCCUGUGCAAAGACGGCCUGGCUGACGACCACUACUGGGAGGUGGAGUGGGACAGCGGCGUUGUUGAAGUGGCUGUUUCAUACAGAGAUAUAAGCAGGAAGGGCUCAGGGAAUGAUUGUGCUUUUGGACACAAUAAUAUGUCUUGGAGUUUAGUCUGCUCUCCGUCUGGCCUUACAUUUUGGCACAACAACAACUACAAAGCCAACAUCCCUCCACCUCACUCCCGUAAAGUGGGAGUGUACCUCAACUACCGAACAGGAAAUCUGUACUUCUACGGCAUUUCUGACUCUCACUAUCUGACCUGCCUGCACCAAAUCCAAACCACAUUCACUCAGCCUCUCUACCCCGGGUUUUGUGUUGAUGUAGGUGCAACACUGAAACUAUGCAAACAGUAGACAGCAAUAAAUAGUAUCAGCAUUUCUGGCUAUGUGGCUAUUUGCUCUUUUAUUAUUCUGAGAUACAAAGAAAGAUACAAGUAUGAGAGUGAAAUUUGAUGCGAGAGAAAGAUUUAUAUUAAUCUACAAAACUGAGCUCAUGUAUUCAUGACUAAAAACAAUGACUCACCUGUCACACACUGCUGAGGUACAAAUAAUACUUUCAUAAUACAUUUUUGCUAGUGACACUAUGGGCCCUAUUUUACACUCGGUGCAAAGCAGCACCAAGCGUGAUGCAAGAGUCUUUUUAGUUUCCAACCUGCGCAGGUGUCAUUUUCCCAUCCAGCGCCCAAAUCGUGUAGAAGGCAAAUGCUCUUGUGCCUUUCUGCGUGCCCAUGGGCGUGUCGGGGUUAAAAUGAGGUGUGGUUGGGGCAGCACAUUGUUGGUGCAUUGAUAUCUUGGGGCAGUUGAAAGCGAUUGCACGAUUAACAAACAAACCAGAUCUGAAUGCAGUGGCGCCUAUGUAAGUGCCUACAUUUUGCUUGUUACAUACACAGGACUGCCUGCUUCACCUCAGGGAGCUUUGGAGGAAUCCUUCUACUGCCGUACAUGAUCUGCUCGUGCACCAAGUGAAAGUGCACGAGCAGAUCGGCGUCCUCUGCAGAAAAGUGUUACCUUACCUGGCAAACAAACCAUUAUAAUAGCAAUCUGCAAAAGUGUAAGCGCACCUGGUUUUUAAAGGGAAUGGGAGACGGUGCUCUGAUUAGUUUACUGCAUGUUAUGCCCAAACACAGCCAUGAUUAAUUUAGAGAUUAAGCACAGCCUUUUUGAACUAUGUGCUGACACUUUUCUGCCUUUAAAAUAGCAAAAGUGGACAUCCUAAAUGCACUUGUGUCAUGCUCUUCAGACUCCGUGCUUAGAUUGUUAAAAUAAAGCCCUAAAACUACAAGGGCCUAUUACAAAAAAAAAGAACUUUUGAUUUUGUUAAAUUUUUUAUAUUCCAGUUUUUCAGGACUCUUU
This is a messenger RNA of Myripristis murdjan (pinecone soldierfish), 2811 nucleotides long. RefSeq names its product E3 ubiquitin/ISG15 ligase TRIM25-like. The coding region runs from base 28 to 1812 and encodes 594 amino acids. Gene Ontology annotation, molecular function: zinc ion binding; protein binding. The record is from RefSeq and is a predicted model, not a curated record. The transcript has 6 exons. NCBI's taxonomy places the organism in Eukaryota, Metazoa, Chordata, Actinopteri, Holocentriformes, Holocentridae.